Laetiporus sulphureus 93-53 is the source of this 1386-nucleotide messenger RNA. RefSeq names its product DHH phosphoesterase. NCBI's taxonomy places the organism in Eukaryota, Fungi, Basidiomycota, Agaricomycetes, Polyporales, Laetiporaceae. The transcript is spliced from 6 exons. The record is from RefSeq and is a predicted model, not a curated record. Bases 1 to 1386 code for a protein of 461 amino acids.
AUGAGAAAGCGACCACGCACGGAGAGCAGGGUGGCGGACAAGCACAGCUCGCCUCCCACACUUGCAGGCCCAACUCCAGAUGACUCUGAUGUGCCAAUCUCAACUGCAAACGGAUGGCCAGCAAGUCAAGAAGCUGUCACGGCCGCCCGCGCAUUUCUCACUGAAUGCGCGCAUGCACAGCAACCCGUCCUCCUCCUCCCUGACAAGGACGCAGACGGUCUCUGCUCCGGGUUCAUCCUCCACCGUACCCUGCUCGCUCUCGGCCUCGCGCCCUCCCUCCUCUCCGUGCACUUCGUCGCCAAAGGCUCCAACGUACACGCUGCCUCCGAGCGCGCCGCCAUCGCCCGCCACGGCCCACGCUACAUCAUCCUCGCCGAUCAAGGCAGCCGCGCAUGUCCCCCAAUCGCCGACGACGCCAGCGUGAGGACGCUCAUCGUCGACCACCACCAGAGCGACGCGUUCCCCGAUGGCGCACAGGUCCUGUCAGCCGCGCAUCACGAGCCCGUGGCCACAUCUUCGACGCUCGCAUAUAUCCUCUGCCGACCGCUCGUACUUGCAGUCUCUGGAUCUGCUGAGAUCAUCGAACAGCUAGAAUAUCUAUGCGUCAUGGGGACAAUAGGCGACCUCGGCACCGCAUUUCGCUGGGAUCCGCCCUUCCCCGAUAUGCGGGACUGUAUCAAACGAUACUCAAAGAAAGUCUCAAACGAGGCCGUCAGCCUCCUGAACGCUCCCCGCCGCACCGCGCGCUACGACGUCCUCUCCGCCUGGACCGCGCUCCUCAACACCUCCUCCCCGCGCGAGCUCGUCUCCCCUUCCAACCUGCACGCCCGCCGUCUGCACGCAGCGCGCAAAGAGGUCCGCGAGGAGACACAGCGCUGCGCACACACCGCACCGACGUUCUCCGGAGACGGGCGCGUCGCCCUCAUCCGGAUCUCGAGCGGCGCACAGGUCCACCCGCUGAUCGCCACCCGCUGGGCAUCCACGCUCAAAUCCACCCGGCUGGAAAUGGUCAUGUGCGCGAACGACGGCUACCUCCCCGGUCAAGGAAUGACCAACUUUGCCUGCCGCGUCGCGCGCUGCGCGAAACACGGUGGAAAGCCUGCAGAUGAUGGGGAUAUCAACAUCAUCGAGAUGCUGAAGGAUUAUGCAGAUCGCGUGCCGGGUUUACGCGCGAAGAUGGGUGAGGACUUCGCGAGAGGACAUAAGCAGGCUAGCGGAGGGAUCGUCCGCACGCAGGACUUCGAGCGACUCUGGAGUGUGAUGCUCGACGCAGAGCCAGUGGAGCUUGGGGCAGGAAGAUCACAGAGAAAGAAGAGAAAGACGGGUACCGAUCAAGAACCGGCGCAGACGAACACAUUGGAGGGAUGGAUCAGGAGGAAGCCUUGA